Messenger RNA from Phymastichus coffea, 2770 nucleotides. RefSeq lists its product as uncharacterized. Bases 14 to 1477 code for a protein of 487 amino acids. NCBI's taxonomy places the organism in Eukaryota, Metazoa, Arthropoda, Insecta, Hymenoptera, Eulophidae. The transcript is spliced from 5 exons. The record is from RefSeq and is a predicted model, not a curated record.
UGAUGAAAGUGACAUGGAAGAUUAUGAAGAAAACGAUGACAAUAACAUAGAGAACGUCGUACCAAAUUCAAAGUCACAAUCGCCACUAGAUUCAGCUUGUAAAUCAUCCACUCGAAAAGUGAUAGAUUUAAAUUUAUCUAAAAUCUUGAAGCGACGAAGCCUAACAAACAAAUCUAAAGAAUUGAAUGAAAUUAAAAAAAGUUCAGGGACUUAUACAUGUCCCUUCUGCCAUAAGAAUUUUGUUAAAUUGCCACCACAUCUUGAGGCCAUGCAUUCUGAUGAACCCGAAGUAAAAGAAUUUAUCGGUAUGAAACCAAAGUCACUUGAACGUUUUUGGUUAUUGAAAAUGUUACUAAACAGAGGACGCGAUUAUCGAAACGAAAUCUCUGAUAAUUUAGAGGUUUGUAGAAUUCCUUUGGCAGGUAAAAGACAGCCUAAAAAAGUGAUUGAAGAUAACGCGAAACUGCAAGAGCAAAAUAAAAAUGGAGAUGAAAAUAAAGUUAUAGUAAAUAACACGGCAAAUGAAAAAGAAGUCGUUAAAAAAGAAGUUAAGCCGAGUGAUUAUGCAAAAUGCCCCAAUUGUCACGGCUCAUAUAUUCGUAAAAGAUUAGCUACACAUGUUAAAAAGUGUAUUAAUCAAGACAAACUCAAAGGAAAUGUUAAUUUGAAAACUUAUAUUAAAGGAUCGAAUCUGAAAAUUCAUGUUUGUGCUACCGAAGAGACUGCCAAAUUGAUGUGUGCUUUGAGAUCAGAUUCUAUAGGAGAUGUACUUUUGAAAGACCGUUUAAUCAUCUUAUAUGUAAAUAUGCGUUUAAAAAAGUACGAAAAUGCUAUUAGGAAACGUUCCAUGUUAACACAAAUACGACAAGAGGCUCGAUUAAUUGGACGUAUGACAGAAGAGUUACUUCUUUUAUGUGACGAUAUUCAGGAGUUAGGAGACGCAUUUACCUUAAAUACUUCAGCAAAAUAUGAAGCAGCAAUAGAGGCAGUAGCAGGCAAAGCAACUACUGGUAUCUACCAGCACCCUUCAAAUGCAACACAACUUGCCAGUUUUACUGAUGAUUUAAUAAAAUUACAAUUAGAUUAUUUGAACGAACAACUUGAAUUAAACGAAAGUAAUCUAGAAAUCGUAAGAAGUCUUGAAAAGAAAAAAAAUAAAUGCAUUUCAUUUCAAAAUAGAUUUGAAGUAGAUAUAAGAAGUUCCUUAACGAAAAAAGCUUCACAGUCUACAGUGAGGCAUGUAGCUGACAAAGAAGUGUUAGAAACUAGUUCGGAAGAUGUAACAAGGUUUUAUACGUAUGCUCUAAAGAUGAGAAAAGAAGCUCGGGAGUCUUUAGAAAAGGACGGCUUUACGAAAAAAGCUUGGGAACAGCUUGGCGAAAGCCAGCUAUUAAUUUCGCUCAUUUUUAAUCGCAAGCGUGUCGGUGACAUGGCGUAUUUUGAAACACGCUACUAUAACAAAAAAAAAGUAUUGUAGAAACUAUGCCAGAAGUUUAUAAUAAACUAGAUAAUGAAAGUCAGUUAUUGGGCAAAACAUAUAAGCACGUAUAUACACUAGCAAAGCGAUCACGUAUAGUUUCACUACUACUUUCAUCAGAAGAUGAAGAGUGCUACGAAUUAUUUUACUCAUUUAGAAAUAUUGCUAGAGUUCCUAAAGAAAAUCCGUAUGUUUUCGGUUUACCUAGUUCAAAUUUAGUUGAGGAGUUUAAAGUUCCCGAACCCUGUGGAAUAAUACGCAGAUAUUCUGAGCAAUGCGGAGCAGAGCAUCCGGAAAGUCUUCGAGGAACUGCGAUGCGUAAACACAUAGCAACGUUAUGUGCUUUAUUAAAUUUAUCAGAACGCGAUUACGAAGAACUAGCUAUUUCUUGGGUCACCGCUUAGACAUCCAUAAGCAGGUAUACCGACAGCCACAGAUCGUUCACGUCGUUACUCAAAUUUCCAAAUUAUUGGAAAUGGGUAUGACAGAAAACGAAGAUGCAACCAAUAGUUUAAAAAUAUCUGCAAAAUCACAGUUAGAUUUGACUACCGAAGUUGAACAAAUAAUAAAAAACAUUGAGAAAACAAUUCAAAAUCAAUUCAGUAACAAAAGUUACUUGUGAUAAUUCUUCCACGUUAGAUUCUGCACUUAAAAUAUCAUUACCAGUUGUCAUGACAGAAAACGAAGAUGCAACCAAUAGUUUAAAAAUAUCUGCAAAAUCACAGUUAGAUUUGACUACCGAAGUUGAACAAAUAAUAAAAAACAUUGAGAAAACAAUUCAAAAUCAAUUCAGUAACAAAAGUUACUUGUGAUAAUUCUUCCACGUUAGAUUCUGCACUUAAAAUAUCAUUACCAGUUGUCCGUCAGUCUUCAAAAUCUUCAGGAUCUGGUAAAACUAAACAAUUAAGUAAACGUAGGUGGCAAAAGGAAGAACUUGAAAUCAUACAAAAUUAUUUUAGAAAUGAAAUAAUAGAUAGCAAAUUGAAGAUAUGUGGCUCGAAAAUUUCAAAAAUGCUCCGCGAAAAUCAGCAAAUAUUUUUCAACCGAGAUGUUGCUUCAACGCGAACAUGUAUCCAUUCGUUAAGAAAACAGAUAUCUACAGAAGAAUGUGUAAACAAUAAUUCAAGUUCAAAGAGAAACAUGGUACCAUCUAAAAUUUAUGAAACGUUUGAGCACCACAUAAAAAAAAAAACUAUACCUACCGAAAAAGACUGUCUGAAAGCAAUGGAGUCGUCCUUUUACAGAGAUUAUUCAGUUCGACGUAUUCAAAAAUGUGUGAAAGAGGCACAUAAA